GUCCCCCUGCCGCAGUUGGAGUGUGAUGAAGCGGUUCGUGCCAGGAGGAUGGCGGACUACUACUGAGCCAGGCCGAGUUCGUCGAGAGCACCAGCGAGGAGCGGCGCAAAGUUCUCCGCGGAAAGGAAAAUUCUCCCAUAACAAGGGCAUCGGCCUCGCUCUCCAGCUGCCAGCAUGAUGAAGGACUGCCUGCAGUUCCUUAUCGAGCCGGCCAAAAAGCUCAAGAUCCGCCUCAAAGAGUCUCGUAAGCGAGUCAGACUUGAGAAGAAGGAGCCGCUGGUGGAAAGUCAGUUAUUUAUUAUGGAAUUAGCUCGCGAACUCAACAAAAUUUGCCAGAGGUCAAACAUCCUGGGCCACAUCUGGACCAGCGAGGACAUCUGGCCAGCCAAUGUCUGUCGCGAUUUCAUCGUGGAAUGGGCCGCUGUUUUGGAGAAGAGAGUACAGCCGAGGAUCAUCCCGUGUGUCUACCAAUACGAGAAGCCAGAGAAGAGAGACUGGAAGGGUCACCUCCUCUGCAUGCUGGAGGCAGGAGGGGAGUGCGACAUGGGACCCCACAAAAGGGUCAUCAUGGACUGGACUCGGGAGAUCAAAAGCAGAGCUCAGCCCACUGUCUGGCCAGGUGAGCCAGUGCUCAUGAUGCUGGACGACCUGGAGUUCCAGUGGAAGAGGGGCCGCCUCCCCAACCUGCUCCCCGCCGUGGAGCUCGUCAUGCUGGCCGUGCUGAAUGCUGACAGCCCUGUAAAGGAGGAUGUGACUAAGCAAUGGCUGGUGGGAAAGCAGAGGAGCCAGAGGACUGACGCUGUCCGCUACAUCCCCCACAGUGUGUGGAAUUGGAUUUGCGACGCGGCAGAGGACAUCACCCUAGACUCAGAUUCAGCCAACCCAGAUCUGCUCAUCUCCAGUGAUGAAAAACGCAUGCGGUGCGGCCUGGAGCGCCGCGACGUCCCGCGAUACCAGCGGCGCUUUGACGGCUGGCGGUGUGCGACGGGCCAAGAGGGCUACACCUCCGGACGCCACUACUGGGAGGUGGAGGUGGGCGAGCGGGACUGGCGCCUGGGAGCGGCGAAGGCAUCCGCUGUGAGGCAGGGCUUCCGCUCGCUCAACACAGAUACAGGCUACCUGACCCUACGCCUGGAGAGGGGCACAGAUCUGAAAGCUCUCACGGUGCCUGCCACCCCGCUGUCACAGAGCCUGGUGCCCAGGAAAGUUGGGGUGUACCUGGACUAUGAGCAGGGCCAGCUGUCCUUCUACGACGUGGAGAAGCGCUCUCACCUGUACACCUUCAACGAGAAGUUCACAGAGGAACUUUACCCCGUGUUCGGGACUGUGGAGGUGGUCAAAGAGCUGGUGAUCAGGCCUGCAGAUGUCAGACAGCCGUGCCUCUGCCCUGGGCCCUGCCUCUGGAACUGAACUGCUUAACACACAUCGACCAUUUUUCAGUCCUGAUCCACAGAGUCUGUGCUUUUAUUUUGGUCAGUUAUUUAGUGAAUUUGAAUCCUGUGUGCUGGUUCUAGACUAAAAGUCUUUCUGAAGGUUGCCUUGUGAGAUCAGGAACAAGAACCGUCAUCAUUCUACAGUUCACUUUCUGUAACUCUGCCUUCAUGGAGACAUACAGUAUUUGACUAUUUGUAUUGUAAAAAUGACUAUUUUAAAAAACUUCAAAAAACAGCCUUGUUUUUAGCUGAAUGAAAAGGUUUGGCUUUUUUUCACCGCCCAAUAAGAUUUAAAAAGGGUUCAGAAGAAUAUAUUUUUUCGUUCAGAGUUAAAACAAAAAAGACCAAAACUCAAGUUGCAAGGUUUUCAUGCCGAAGCAGCGAUAUUGAAAUGAUGUUUUGAUCACAUUAUUUUAUUACUUUUAGAUAAAAACUGACUUCAGUAAUGUUAUAAAAGCAUGAAGGCCCCACAAAGGGAUGUGCGACCAGCUACUAAUGUAGAGUAGUAGAGCCUCAGUGCAGUUGAACAGCGCAGGCUGUUGAGGGUUUCGCUAACACAUGCAGGCAGAUAAUUAACGCUUGGGUUGACGCAUGUUACAAGUUACUUCUUGCUGUUUGCUUCUUUGUUUCAAGCUUCCUGCAAACAUUUGUCAGGCAUGAACUUGUUUUUGCAGUUGUGCUUUUGUGGCGUGCAAUAUAAAGAUGUUUUUUUUUUUCCUCCCAAACAUCAAUAA
Xiphias gladius (swordfish) is the source of this 2167-nucleotide messenger RNA. RefSeq lists its product as uncharacterized. Gene Ontology annotation, molecular function: protein binding. The transcript has 10 exons. The coding region runs from base 175 to 1410 and encodes 411 amino acids. The record is from RefSeq and is a predicted model, not a curated record. Lineage: Eukaryota; Metazoa; Chordata; Actinopteri; Istiophoriformes; Xiphiidae.